GGCGGACGGGCGGGAGCUGCUUUGCGCUGCAACCAGCUGCCGGGGAGGAGCGGCGCCCCGGGCGGAGCAGCAGCAGCCAUGGGCAGGACCGUGACAGUGGCCACCUGUGCCCUCAACCAGUGGGCUCUAGAUUUUGAUGGCAAUUUGGCACGGAUUUUACAAAGUAUUGAAAUAGCAAAAUACAAAGGAGCAAGAUACAGACUUGGACCGGAGCUUGAAAUUUGUGGCUAUGGCUGUUCAGAUCACUAUUAUGAAUCCGAUACGCUGUUACAUUCAUUUGAAGUUCUGGCAAAGCUUUUGGAAUCUCCUGCCACUCAAGACAUCAUCUGUGAUGUGGGAAUGCCUGUUAUGUGCAGAAAUGUUCGCUACAACUGUAGAGUGAUCUUUUUAAACAAGAAAAUUCUUCUGAUCAGGCCAAAGAUGAUACUGGCAAAUACAGGAAAUUACAGGGAACUUCGAUGGUUUACCCCAUGGAGCAGAGCACGGUUUGUGGAGGAAUAUUUUCUCCCCAGGAUGAUACAGGAGGUGACAGGACAGGAAACUGUUCCUUUUGGUGAUGCAGUGCUAGCAACCAAAGAUACAUGCCUAGGGAGUGAAAUCUGUGAAGAGCUGUGGGCACCAAAUAGCCCUCAUAUUGAAAUGGGUCUUGAUGGGGUGGAGAUCUUCACUAAUUCAUCAGGGAGUCACCAUGUGCUGCGGAAAGCUCAUACCCGUGUGAAUGUGGUAAAUUCUGCAACAGCAAAGAGUGGUGGGAUUUAUGUCUUAGCCAAUCAGAAGGGCUGUGAUGGUGAUCGUCUGUACUAUGAUGGUUGUGCCAUGAUUUCUAUGAAUGGAGACACUAUUGCUCAAGGAUCCCAGUUUUCACUGAAUGAUGUGGAAGUCUUGGUUGCUACACUGGAUUUGGAAGAUGUUCGAAGUUACAGGGCAGAAAUUUCAUGUCGUAACUUAGAGGCAAGCAAAGUGAAUUCCUAUCCCAGAAUAAAAGUGAAUUUUUCUCUGUCAUGUUCUGAUGAUAUAUGUGUACCUACCUGUGAGCCAAUCCAGUGGAGAUAUCAUAGUCCUGAGGAAGAAAUCUGCCUUGGCCCUGCAUGCUGGCUUUGGGACUACUUAAGACGCAGUAAUCAGGCAGGAUUUUUUCUACCGCUUAGUGGUGGAAUUGACAGCUCUGCUACAGCUUGCAUUGUAUACUCCAUGUGUCGCCAGGUUUGCCUCGCAGUCAAGAAUGGAAAUCAAGGUGUGCUGGCCGAUGUACGUAGGAUAGUGAAUGAUGAGACCUAUACUCCUGAGGAUUCCCAGGAAUUCUGUGGACAUAUCUUCACCACUUGUUACAUGGCUAGCGAGAACUCCUCCCAGGAUACAUACAACAGGGCCAAAUUGUUGGCUGAACAAAUAGGCAGCUAUCAUAUAAAUCUAAACAUAGAUGUGGCAGUGAAAGCCAUUGUGGGGAUUUUCAGUAUGGUGAUGGGCAGAUCUCCCCAGUUUCGUGUCUAUGGAGGGAGCAGCAGGGAAAAUCUGGCACUACAGAAUGUGCAGGCUAGAAUAAGAAUGGUCCUUGCCUACUUAUUUGCUCAGCUGAGUCAUUGGGCUCGUGGGAUGCCUGGUGGGCUUCUAGUGCUCGGAUCAGCCAAUGUGGACGAAAGUCUUCACGGAUACUUGACUAAGUACGAUUGCUCCAGUGCCGAUAUCAAUCCUGUUGGUGGAAUCAGCAAGACUGACUUGAGAAGUUUCAUACAGUAUUGUAUGGAAAACUUCCAGCUUACAGCACUCAGAAGUAUUAUAUCAGCUCCACCAACUGCAGAGUUAGAGCCCCUUGCGGAUGGACAAGUGUCUCAAACUGAUGAGGUAAUGGGCAGUGCCUUUAAAAAAUGCUCUGUGCCCUUUUUGUGUAUGAUAUUUCAGGAAGAUAUGGGGAUGACAUACACAGAGCUCUCAGUCUAUGGCAAACUAAGGAAGAUGGCCAAGGCUGGACCUUACAGCAUGUUUUGUAAGCUGAUCAAUAUGUGGAAGGAGAUCUGUACCCCAAGAGAGGUGGCAUCCAAGGUUAAGCAUUUUUUCAGGAUGUACUCAAUUAACAGACAUAAAAUGACCACCCUCACACCUGCCUAUCAUGCUGAAAACUACAGUCCGGAGGACAACCGAUUUGACCUGAGACCUUUCCUUUACAACUCCACCUGGUCCUGGCAGUUCAGGUCUAUAGAUAAACAGGUUUCCAAUCUAGAAAGUAAGGAAGGGAAGCCUGUACUUGAAGAUGUGGAUUGACCACUCUCCGCUCUCAUACUACUGACCUAAUAGUGGCUCUACAAACACAACAUUCAAGGAAGGAGUAUAUUCUGAAGAUCAAGAUGGUUCCAGUGUCUGAACAGACUAUAGAGCUGGUUUAUCUUGUUAUUAACAGUUAUAUCUGUAAUUAAUCAAACCCAAAUUAGUUUGGACAAAUAAGUUUCAAGCUGUAUUAUUCAUGAUUCUGAAUAGUUUGCUUCAGCUAUUCACUAUUUGUUAUUCAUGAUGUGUGAUUGGUCACAUACUUCACAUGGUCACGGCUGAAACUUAAAAUGUAAAAAUAAAGAUUGGACUUUGGGGUUUUAAUUUUUGAAUAAUUAAUCAUUCAUGAUUCAUUAAUAUUUUCACAUAUACCCAAAGAUUGUCUGAGUACUUGGAAAUAACAAGUGAUAUGAUCCCUCCAAUCAUAGAAACCUGGGUCAGUGCUUUUGUGUGAAAAUGUGUGUGCCCAUAUAAAAUUUGACUGGGCCUAAUGAAUGGUCUGCAUGUGAUUUUUAUCUAACAUGUUGAACUGAAAGCAAAAAUCUUUAUAGUCUCUGGCACAUGCUGCUGUGAAAAAAACGAAAUUUUCAUUUUAUUGUGUAAUAAAUUCACAUUUUUAUAAUGCUAA
This is a messenger RNA of Mauremys mutica (yellowpond turtle), 2890 nucleotides long. It is a transcript of the gene NADSYN1, whose product is annotated as NAD synthetase 1. Bases 79 to 2259 code for a protein of 726 amino acids. NCBI's taxonomy places the organism in Eukaryota, Metazoa, Chordata, Testudines, Geoemydidae. Gene Ontology annotation, molecular function: glutaminase activity; ATP binding; NAD+ synthase (glutamine-hydrolyzing) activity. Gene Ontology annotation, biological process: NAD+ biosynthetic process. The transcript is spliced from 21 exons. Gene Ontology annotation, cellular component: cytoplasm. The record is from RefSeq and is a predicted model, not a curated record.